Messenger RNA from Xylona heveae TC161, 1478 nucleotides. RefSeq lists its product as hypothetical. NCBI's taxonomy places the organism in Eukaryota, Fungi, Ascomycota, Xylonomycetes, Xylonales, Xylonaceae. The record is from RefSeq and is a predicted model, not a curated record. The transcript has 2 exons. The coding region runs from base 172 to 984 and encodes 270 amino acids.
CCACCUUUUCCUCCUCCGUCCUCAAGCUUGUCCUGUAGCUAUCUUCUUCCUAACUCCAUUGCUCCAUACCUGUCCUAUUUACCGUGAAGUUCUAACAAAAUCCCACUAUCGUUUCUUUCUUUUAUCUCAACACUCUCAACGCACGACAGUGUUCCAUAUUUUCAAUCGACAAUGGCGACUUCCAUCCGCUCCUCCAUCCACUCCUCCGCCCGAUCCGCCGCCGCAGCAUCUCGCGGCGCGCCUUUUCUCGACUUUUUGUAUCCCUCAACUAUACAUACCCUUCGCCGCCAACGCACGCGUACCUUUACAUCUCUCUCCCACCUCAAUGUCUCGUCAUCGUUAUCGUUCUCCUCUUCCUCCUCUUCCUCACAUUCGGCUUCAACUCCACCAGAACCCGGUUCCCUCCCGCGCAUCGCCCAGCCCUCAAUCUGGACAUCCCUGAUCCCAUCAUUCCUGCGCCGUCGUCGUCAUGAUCAACCAGGAACCUCCACUGUCGGUCGUCACGCAACCGCAGCCUCCCAGAAAAAAGAAUGGAAUCCAGCGACGUUCUACAUUGUGAUAUUCCUACUGAUCGGGUCGCAAGCGAUCCAAAUGAUUGCGUUGCGGAGAGAAUAUGCGACGAUCACGCGCAGGUCGGAAGCGCGGAUCGGGUUGCUCAGGGAAGUCAUUGAGCGGGUGCAAAAGGGCGAAGAGGUGGAUGUGGAAGGAUUGUUGGGGACGGGGGAUAAAGUCAAGGAGAGGGAGUGGGAGGAGGUAUUAAAAGAAAUUGAACAAGAAGAUGCGCUUUGGCGAUCGAGGGCGAAUAAGGCCGACGCAGAGGAAGAGGUAGAAGGUAAAGAGGCAGCGGCAGAAAAGAGGCAAGCAGCUGUUCGUGGAGAUGCGGCGCAGGAGCAGCAGCAGGCCCAGCCGGUCGUCGGUGAGCAAGAGGCGAAAGCAAUUGGAUCAGCAGCACAGGCAAAGAAAGGCCGGAGGGAAUAUUUCUAGGUCAAAAACUUUGAAAGGGGAAAAAAUGAAUUUAUUGUCAUCGUUUAUUUGGAAUUAACAAUUGCCUAUUUGGACGAAAUGACAGAAGGAAGUGCAUUGCUUUUUGCAAAAGAGGAAUAUAAGUUACGUGUGAUCAAUCUUGUGCAAGCUGUAAAGAAAAUCCAUCGACUGGAAACCAGAAAACCUUGACUAUUUGAAUAAGCAAAAGGGGAGGAGAUGGCCGCCAAAUAUACUGCUCGAGAGUACAUGGUUGUUCAAAGCUGAGUCAUGGUAAAGGCAAAGGAACGCUGACAUGGAUGGACCGGCAGAGAGACAGGAAGGGACAAAAAAAUUGAAAGAGAAGAGUGUAGAUUACAAUUUGACGUGAAUUGGCUGGGUAUAAAAGUGAGAAAAUGAAAACCACAUGUCAGAGAUGUAGAAAAAUAAAAAGGCCAGUGAUAAAUCAAGCAUAUAUAAAUCGCCAAUGAGGCUACACAAAAAAGGUUUGUUGCAGC